Molecule: messenger RNA, 1917 nt
Organism: Gossypium raimondii (Peruvian cotton)
Lineage: Eukaryota; Viridiplantae; Streptophyta; Magnoliopsida; Malvales; Malvaceae
Product: sulfite exporter TauE/SafE family protein 4
Exons: 11
Coding region: 217-1581 (454 amino acids)
Biological process (GO): protein ubiquitination
Cellular component (GO): Cul4A-RING E3 ubiquitin ligase complex; membrane
Source: RefSeq, a predicted model, not a curated record
UUUUCUCCUCUUAUAUCUGUAUCAGUUUUUUUUUUCUUCUUAAUUUUCCAAUCAGCGUUUCUUUUCUUUUCUACUUUUUUUAUUAUUAUCAUUUUUUCAAAAAAAACACAACAAAAAAGUAACGUAUACCAAGUUCUUCUUCUCCUACAAAACCAGAACUCCAGUUGUUGUUUCUUCUCCACUUCUGGGAUUCUGAUUUGUUAUCGGGGUUUUGCAAUGGGUACCAAAGGAUUCGUUUUAUAUCUGCUGACAGGUUUCUCAGCAGCCAUUCUCUCUUUGCUGUUCAUUAACAAAACUACCAUGGACCAUAACUCAACUCUCUUCAACACCCCACACUUAACAACUGUAGAAGUUUGGCCUGAAUUGGAGUUUAACUGGAGGCUUGUACUGGCAACAGUGAUAGGAUUUGUGGGAUCAGCAUGUGGAACUGUAGGUGGCGUUGGAGGCGGCGGUAUUUUUGUUCCAAUGCUGACUUUGAUUGUGGGAUUUGAUACCAAAUCUGCUGCUGCUAUUUCCAAAUGCAUGAUAAUGGGGGCAUCCGCAGCAUCUGUUUGGUACAAUGUCCGAGUGCAACAUCCAACAAAAGAAGUGCCCAUUAUUGACUAUGAGUUGGCUCUUCUCUUUCAGCCUAUGUUGAUGCUUGGUAUCACUGUUGGAGUUGCCUUGAGUGUUGUUUUCCCUUAUUGGCUCAUUACUGUGCUCAUCAUCAUACUCUUCAUUGGCACCUCUUCAAGAUCUUUCUACAAGGGCAUUGAAAUGUGGAAGGAAGAAACAAUUUUGAAGAAAGAACUCACCAGGCAACAAGGAACAGUUAAUUCCAGGGGUGAACUGCUGAUAGAUGCAGAGUACGAACCAUUGGUCCCAAGAGAAGAGAAAUCAACACUGGAAAUAUUAUGUUUGAAUCUAAGGUGGAAAAGGCUUUUGGUAUUGACUACUGUUUGGUUCCUUUUCACACUUAUUCAAGUCAUCAAGAAUGAUCUGGUUCCAUGUACCACGUUGUAUUGGGUGCUGUUUUGCUUACAGUUUCCUAUAGCAGUAUUGGUUUUCGGAUAUGAAGCAAUGAAAUUGUGGAGAGAAAACAGGAAGAGAAUGAUGACAGGGAACACUGAAUGCAUUUGUGAAGCUUCGAUUCAAUGGAGUACAUUGAACAUUACAUUUUGCGCACUGUGCGGCGUCUUGGGUGGCACCGUCGGGGGGUUGCUUGGUUCUGGUGGAGGCUUCAUUUUGGGUCCGCUGCUCCUGGAGAUUGGUGUCAUUCCACAGGUGGCAAGUGCAACAGCGACAUUUGUGAUGAUGUUCUCAUCAUCCUUAUCCGUAGUGGAAUUCUAUUUGCUCAAAAGGUUCCCAAUCCCUUAUGCACUGUAUUUGAUGGGAGUAUCGAUUUUGGCUGGCUUUUGGGGACAGUAUCUCGUAAGAAAAAUUAUAUUAAUCCUAAGAAGAGCUUCCAUUAUUGUAUUCAUCCUAUCUGGUGUCAUCUUUGCAAGUGCUCUCACAAUGGGAGUGAUUGGCAUUGAAACAACCAUUGGAAUGAUAAACAACCAUGAAUUCAUGGGGUUUUUAGACUUUUGCAGCAGUCAAUGAUCAUUGAAAGAAUACAUUAUAUCUUAUUGAAGGAAAAAUGAAAUAGAUUUGUUGAAAACAUGGCCAAUAACUUGUUGACCAAGCUAGGGUUGUACUUUGUGAUGUGAGAAUAAAGAAGUAAAAUAAGUGGGGAGUUUGAGACCGUUAGCUGCACCAACUUUCUUACAUUCAAGCAUGCAUGUCUUUCUAUGUCUUUCUUCGAAAUUGUCUGCUCUGGGAAUGUUAGUUCCCACCAUUCUCUAUGUAUCUUCAUCCUUCAAUCCUGCUUUGCUAUAUUCCAAGGACAAUAAUUGAUUAUUUAAAUUUGUGUUGAAUAUAAUAAUUGUUUGACGUCAA